CGAGCCCUGGAGAGACGGUGCAGAGCUCGGAAGGAAAAAAGAGCAGAAGUACCAGGGUCGCAGGGUUCAAGAUGGCUCCGGCCUCCUUGGGUGACGUAGAGGGAAGACCUUGGGUCCGCCCCUCCCUCUUCGAAAAGCGGGGAGCAGAACUGGGGUUAGCCCGACGUGUGGAUGGUGCGGCCGUCGGCCAGUAGCGCUGGUGUUAACCCCACUCUCUCGGUUGGACGGCUCGGCCUCUCUAGGUGAUUCUCACAGCAGGACCGAGCCCAAGGCCCACCGUUGUGAUGUGACCCAGCAGACCACAGUGGACCUCAACUCCGUUCUAGACCUUAAAAGCAGAAAAGGACUGACUGGUUCCACCCCCUUAUGAGUGGGCGCCCAAAGGGCAGGGUCCGAUCCCUAGGUGACCCGCCGCAGGAUGGAGUAGAUCCGCCCCUUCCUUGUAAUUUGCCCUGCAGAGAUUUGGAUCUUCUUCCUGGCUGAACCGUUCCAACAGUCAGUGACCCUCACUGUGGCCCAAGGCCCAGAAUUAGGUGACCAGAAUGGAGCUGUGGCCCGGGGCCUGGACGGCGCUGCUGCUGCUGCUCCUCCUCCUGCUGUCCACCCUGUGGUUCUGCAGCUCCAGUGCCAAGUAUUUCUUCAAGAUGGCCUUCUACAAUGGCUGGAUCCUCUUCCUGGCAAUACUCGCGAUCCCUGUGUGCGCCGUUCGAGGACGCAAUGUCGAGAACAUGAAGAUCUUGCGUCUGCUGCUGCUCCACGUCAAAUACUUGUAUGGGAUCCGAGUGGAGGUGCGGGGGGCUCAGCACUUCCCUCCCACACAGCCCUACGUUGUUGUCUCCAACCACCAGAGUUCCCUCGACCUGCUUGGAAUGAUGGAGGUACUGCCAGAUCGCUGUGUGCCCAUUGCCAAGCGUGAACUAUUAUGGGCUGGCUCUGCCGGGCUGGCCUGCUGGCUGGCAGGAGUCAUCUUCAUUGACCGGAAACGCACAGGAGACGCUAUCAGUGUCAUGUCCGAGGUGGCCCAGACCCUGCUCACCCAGGAUGUGAGAGUCUGGGUUUUUCCUGAAGGAACAAGAAACCACAAUGGCUCCAUGCUGCCCUUCAAACGAGGCGCCUUCCACCUUGCAGUACAGGCCCAGGUCCCCAUCGUCCCCAUUGUCAUGUCCUCCUAUCAAGACUUCUACUGCAAAAAGGAACGCCGCUUCACCUCUGGGCGAUGUCAGGUGCGGGUGCUGCCCCCAGUGCCCACAGAAGGGCUCACACCAGAUGAUGUCCCAGCUCUGGCAGACAGAGUCCGGCACUCCAUGCUCACCAUCUUCCGGGAGAUCUCCACUGAUGGCCUGGGUGGUGGCGAUUGUCUAAAGAAGCCUGGGGGAGCGGGCGAGGCCCGGCUCUGAGCUCCACCCGUCCUCCCCUUCUUCCUCCCCAUACCUGACACAGGGCCUGAGGCAGGGCCAGGCCCCCUUCCCUGGUCCCUACUCCCUACUCUCCUUUUGGAAUCCUCAACUUCUGAAGUGAAUGUCACUCCGUGUUCUGUCCCUGCCCCACCCAUGGACUCUCCUGCGUGGGUGCAGUCUCCACUCCAAGCCCACCUGCCAUCUUGUCUUGUGGGACUAUUGCCUACCCUCAUCUCAAGUGGCUCAUGAUACAAGGGUGGGAGACAUUCCAUCCCAUCCCUUCCCUAGUGGUCUCUUUGUGGCCUUCUCUCCCUCUCCGCCCUACACUGGACAAUGAACUCAUCUGUUCUGUGGAACAGUCCACCCCUCACCCCAAGUCUGCAGAUUGACUGGGCUCACCUGCUACUGAGGACUCCCCCGUCCUGUGGCUGGAAGCUGAACCUGACACUCCUCACCGGCUCACCUGGGGACUGCCUCAGCACUGUCACCCUCCAUGGGGCUGUCACCCUCCAUGGGGCUGGCUCUUGUCACUCAGAGGUCUGUCUCAUCCCUGCCCAUGCCCGGGGCUGAGCACACUCCACAUGCCAAUGUCUGUUUCCCCCAGCCACACCCCUGCCCCCAGUAGUGGUCUUCAGGGCCCUGGCCCAGCACCAUCUAACCAAAUUCUGGAGAGGCAGGUGCCAGAAGCUGUGCUCUCUCCUCCCUGGGGCCUUAGGGAGAAGAACCUGACUCUGGCAAGAGGGAGAGGGGGGCACUUAAUUUAUUUCUUUCUUUGAGGUACCUCCCUCCCGGGCCAAUUUUCAUUUCCUCCCAGUGGCGCUGGCCCCCCCUGCCUCCCACCCUAGACCCAUUCCUCAAACCCAGGAGGUAGGCUGGGGGAAGAAGGAACGGGCGGGAUCCAGUUUUGUGUGGUUGGUUUUUAUUAUCUGGAUAACAGCAAGCAACUGGAAAUAAAGAGAAAGAGAGA
Molecule: messenger RNA, 2364 nt
Organism: Rattus rattus (black rat)
Lineage: Eukaryota; Metazoa; Chordata; Mammalia; Rodentia; Muridae
Gene: Agpat1
Product: 1-acylglycerol-3-phosphate O-acyltransferase 1
Exons: 7
Coding region: 543-1397 (284 amino acids)
Biological process (GO): phosphatidic acid biosynthetic process
Cellular component (GO): membrane; endoplasmic reticulum
Molecular function (GO): 1-acylglycerol-3-phosphate O-acyltransferase activity
Source: RefSeq, a predicted model, not a curated record